AUGCCGGUUGCUCUAUCCCGCGUCGCCCUGCGACACUCGCGAUUAUUGAUCCGAAGAACUGCCUUCAGACAGAACUCCACAGCCUCAGAAGCUGCUGCCAAGACAAAAGAUGCUGCCUCAUCCGCCGCAUCCAAAGCAUCGGAGGGCCUUUCAAAAGUGACGGCCACUGCGGGACCUGCAAUUGCGGGGGCUGUUUCUGGAAUCGGUGCCUUAAUACCCCCCACGAUUUAUUAUUCGCGGGUAGCUUUUGAGGUCUCCAAGAUUGUCUUCCAUGCUCAAAAAAUGGCACCACCAAACCUAGCUACAUUCCAAGCUUAUUUCCAACCAUUCCUCGCAUCUCUCCGCACGCCUUCGACCGCAAUCUCUAACCUGAAUAUCUCCUCCUAUAUUACCAAAAUCAAAAGCAUGGACCGCAAGCAACUCGCCAUUGUCGGCGUGACUGCAGCAGAAAUUAUCGGAUUUUUUUCUGCUGGUGAAAUGUUGGGUAGAAUGAAGAUCGUCGGAUAUAGAGGCGAACCCAGUCAUGAGCACUAA
This is a messenger RNA of Ophidiomyces ophidiicola, 534 nucleotides long. It is a transcript of the gene ATP20, whose product is annotated as ATP synthase subunit G atp20. Gene Ontology annotation, biological process: proton motive force-driven ATP synthesis. The record is from RefSeq and is a predicted model, not a curated record. Gene Ontology annotation, molecular function: proton transmembrane transporter activity. The transcript has 3 exons. Bases 1 to 534 code for a protein of 177 amino acids. Lineage: Eukaryota; Fungi; Ascomycota; Eurotiomycetes; Onygenales; Onygenaceae.